UUAGAAUAUUUAUUUUUUGCAGUCAUGGUUCGUUUGUGUUUGAGAAGAGAUGCUAAACGACAAAAAAGGCUAUUAGCUAUGUUUAAAUUUUAUAUGGAGAUUUGUCGUGCUGUUAGUUCAUUCUUGACCUUAUUGUCUGCAGCAUCGACUUUAUGUACUUAUAGGCCAAGAGUAAGAUCUUAUGCAUUAGAUUUUGCUACAAAUCGAGAGUAUGUGAGGCGACUUGUGUAUGAUAAUGAUAUUUCAUGUAUUUCACAAAUUGGGAUGAAUACGGUUACCUUUUUUAAAUUAUAUGAAAUGUUAGAAAGUAUUGGAGGGUUGAAGUCAACAAAGAACAUGCUUGUAGAUGAGCAAGUUGCAAUAUUCUUACAUAUUAUUGCUCAUCAUGUUAAGAAUCGAGUAAUUAGUUUAAAUUUUAGAAGGUCGGGUGAGUCAAUUAGUCGGCACUUUCAUAAUGUUUUGGCUGCAGUCUUGAAAUUGCAAGAACAUUUGUUUAGAAAACCUGAGCCCAUUCCAACAAACUCAACAGACAAUCGGUGGAAGUGGUUUAAGAAUUGUUUAGGUGCUCUAGAUGGGACAUACAUCAGAGUUAAGGUGCCAAGUGCAGAUAAACCUAGAUAUCGCACUCGUAAAGGGGAUAUUGCAACAAAUAUGUUAAGUGUAUGUACACCUGACAUGCAAUUUGUCUUUGUUCUUCCUGAUUGGGAAGGGUCUGUAGUUGAUGGCAGAGUUCUUCGAGAUGCACUAAGGAGAAGAAAUGGACUUAAAGUGCCUCAUGGUUGUUACUAUCUAGUUGAUGCGGGCUAUACAAAUUGUGAAGGCUUUCUUGCACCUUUUAGGGGUCAAAGGAGGGAGAUGAGUUUUGAUCCUAUUGAAGUGGAUUUAGGGGAAUAUGUUGAAACCAACAUAGCAGUUGAUGAGGAUUUUAUAAGUACUAUUGAUCCUACUGAUGUUUGGGGUAAUUUCAGAAUGGAAUUAGCAAAUCAUAUGUUCAAUGAAUGGCAAGCAUCUAGGCAAAAUGAUGAUUGA
Molecule: messenger RNA, 1029 nt
Organism: Theobroma cacao (cacao)
Lineage: Eukaryota; Viridiplantae; Streptophyta; Magnoliopsida; Malvales; Malvaceae
Source: RefSeq, a predicted model, not a curated record